AUGAAAGAGCAGCAGCAGCCACCCUACCAGCCUCCUCGUGGGCGCCAGUGGCUCCACGCAUUACCACAAUGCCUUGAGGCAAUGGUGCCUCCCGUCGUUUGCAUCGGUGCAACCGACGAGCACUCCUUUGUGUCUGAUCCUCACGAAGCCGAUUGCGCCCAUCACCAUCGGAUUGGCAGUGUGACGUCCACCAUCCACAUGGCUGGGCGAGUGGAUGGAUAG
This is a messenger RNA of Hydatigera taeniaeformis, 222 nucleotides long. NCBI's taxonomy places the organism in Eukaryota, Metazoa, Platyhelminthes, Cestoda, Cyclophyllidea, Taeniidae. The record is from the annotation of a GenBank genome assembly.